AUGUCUAAACUCACAGACUUCAAACUGCUGUGCUUUGACGUAUACGGCACCCUGAUUGAUUGGGAAACGGGCAUCAUCACAGCUCUGCAACCACUCAUCACCGCCAACAACGCCAGCCCCAGCAAGAAUGAGCUCAUGGAAGCCAUCCACAAGGCCGAGGCCAAACAGCAGGCAGAGACGCCAGCGAUGAAAUACCCAGACCUGCUCGCUGCCAUCCAUCCCCAAGUGGCACGGAACCUUGGCUUCUCGGUGCUCCCGAGCGAGGCCGAAUCCCGCACGUUCGGCGAGAGCGUGGGCACCUGGCCCGCCUUCCCCGAUACCGUGGACGCGCUGAGGCGGCUCAGCCGGCACUACAAGCUCGUGGUGCUAUCCAACGUCGACCGAGCGGGCAUCCGCGGCAGCGUCGCCGGCCCGAUGGAGGGGUUCGAGUUCGACGCGAUCCUGACGGCCGAGGACAUCGGGUCGUACAAGCCUGACCUGCGCAACUUUGAGUACAUGCUGCGCAGGGUCGAGGAGCAAUUCGGAGUGACCAAGGACCAGGUGCUGCAGACGGCUCAGAGCCAGUUUCACGACCACCACCCGGCCAAGGAGAUGGGGAUGAAGAGCGUUUGGAUCGCGAGGUACGGCUCCGUCAUGGGGAACUUGGAGACGGAAAAGUAUGAUUGGAAGUUUGCGACGCUGGGGGAGAUGGCGGAUGCGGUCGAGGCCGAGACGCCGGCGUAA
Pyricularia grisea is the source of this 723-nucleotide messenger RNA. RefSeq lists its product as uncharacterized. NCBI's taxonomy places the organism in Eukaryota, Fungi, Ascomycota, Sordariomycetes, Magnaporthales, Pyriculariaceae. The record is from RefSeq and is a predicted model, not a curated record. The transcript has a single exon. Bases 1 to 723 code for a protein of 240 amino acids.